AUGGACGAUCCCUUUCACUCUCCCGCCAGCUACCUGCAUGGAAUCCCAACGCCGUCUGGGACGCACUCCCAGCCGUUGACGCCGCACCAGUCGGCGACCUUGCCGCCGCAGCGUUACCGCGCGCAGUCGGCUUCCACGCACCAGCUCCCCCCACUGCCUCCACUCGGCAACGCGACCCAGUUCUCCACAAACACCUACGGGAGCGCCCCCCAGACUCCGCUGACUCCGCAAACCCCAGCGACGUCAGCUCCGUCUCUCACGCACAACCGCUCACUGCCCACCAUUGCGCCGCACCCGCCGCUGCACACCAACACCUCCAGCUCCUCCUACUUCCUGCCGCAUUCGACUGCCCUGUCCAACGGCCAGAGCUUGGGUGGCAUCUCCUCGAGCGCCCACGCGAGUAACCCGCAUGCCAUUGCUCCCUCAAGCAUGACGGCCACGCUCCAGGACAUCCGCCCCAUGCCCGCAGGCGGCAUCGGUCUGCCCUACAACUCGUCGCAUCUCCUGUCACAACCCCCGAUCUUGCCUAACCAGGAACCCGAGCCGAUCCAUGUCGUGGGUCAGCAGGGCCGGCGCGGCGUUCUGCCUACCGCCAACGGCCGACCAGCUCCCGGUAGUGCUAAGGCGACCCAAAAUCUGACCAAGAACGCCGACAACAAAUACGAGUGCCCGCACUGCAAUAAGACGUACCUGCAUCUUAAGCAUCUCAAGCGUCAUCUUCUCCGACACACUGGCGAGCGGCCUUACCAAUGUCACCUUUGCAAGGACACGUUCUCGCGCAGUGACAUUCUCAAGCGCCACUUCCAGAAGUGCUCGAUACGCCGCGGCAACCCGACCGGUCAGAACCAUCUGGCAAACUCCCAAGCUCACCUGAGGAAGAAUCGCUCUGCUCAGGGGUCAGGUGAUUACAGCCAUCUCACAGCUGUGAAUGCGCCCCCGCCAUCAUAUUCGAACGGUGGCUACACCAACAGCAUGGUCGGCAAUUCGGGCUUCACUACCGAGUCACCUGGCAGCUAUGCCGAGAGCUUGCCCUCCAUGUCGGCUCGCACCUCGCGUGCGAACAGCCUCAUGCAGCCGCAGAGCAACGGUGUCAACGGUGUCAACGGUAUCCACGACCCUCAGCGCAGGAGCAUCUCGCACAUCGAUAUCAUGAACAACAACCGCAUGAGCUUUGAUGCGGGCGGUCAUGACUUCAGAGGAAACAACAACGUCCCCGGUUCGCUCGCGGGGCAGAUGCCCGGUUACACAAUGAACCACAACGACCAGUUGAAUCACCAGUUCAACAACUACCAAGCUGUGUCGGGCGCUAACAUGCACUCAAAUAUGGCGAUGAAGGCUGACGACAACAACACAGCCAUGUUCAACCGCAACGGCAUGACUGACAUGAACAACACUCAGAACGGCCAGGGAAACGGCAUGGGUUGGGAUAAUCCUUACCAUCAAAAUGGACAACAGGACGCAUUCGGCAUCUCGACCAGCAUCGCUCAGGACCCUGUUGCUAUAAAAGCCGAGACAGACAUGAACCAGAACACUUUUAACCACGGCUCCGGUGAACCCACGCCGGACGGCAUGUUCAGCAACCUUUAUUCCAGUGCGUCGGCUUUCCCCAACACAGAUACCGUGUUUGAAUCUUGGGAUUUGAGCUCUUCUGAUCCUCUGCAGAAUAAGGCUGAAGCUUUGAUUGCUUUCUGCUUCCCCAGCGGGACGACCCUCCUUCAACCGAAUGAGGCACAAGCACUCGACGUCCUGAGGAAAGCCUCAAGGCUGGAGAACAUGAAGUCCUUUUUGGAAGGGUUCAAGAACUUUCAGGAACAUUGGCCGCUCAUUCACAUGCCGACCUUCAACCCGGUCGAGGCUGGCAACGGUCUCCUUCUCACAAUCAUUUGCAUAGGCGCGGUUUACUCAAAGGAUGAAAAUAUUUUGCAGGUUAGGGCGCUCAUGGAACUGGUCAAGUCUGCCAUUCAACGAUCUUUCCGUGUCUGGAGCCUUGUCGAUGGCCCGAACCAAAACGCUUCCCCUACCCCGAACGCGACGACCGACAUCGAGGAACUCCAGGCACUUGUCUUGCUUACCAUGGCGUUCUUGUGGCACGGAACUCAAGAGCAGCGACAGAAGGCCAGAGAAGAUUUCCCCAAGGUAGCGCUGGUCAUGCGUCAACUCGAACUGCUCACUCCCGUCAGGCAAGGCCAGGAAGGUUUCAGCAUCUUGCAUCACGUUGGUGCUGAGGCUGAGCCUGGCCACCUGCAACAGUGGAAGUGGGAGAGCUGGGUCAUGCAGGAGAAGAGGUCGAGGGUCAUGUACAUGGCCUUCCUUCUUGACUCUGCCCUGGUCAUGUUCUGCAACGCUCGCGCGCAGUUCGACGUCUUCGAGAUUCGGCUUCCACUGCCGUCCGACGAUGCAGCUUGGGAGGCUCGCAAUGCGAGCGAGUGUGCUGAUGCGCUGGGUCUUCACGGCCGUGCUAUGCAAGAGAGGAAGAACGUCACAGGCAGCCGCCAACUCAAGCAGUACAACAUCGCAGAGGUGCUGAGGAUACUGGUACAGUCAAACAGCGAGCUUCCGGUUCGUUCUACCAACAUCUACUCCAAGUUCAUCCUCAUUCAUGCCCUGCAUGUCCACAUGUGGAGCGCUCUCCGCCAAGCUGCCCAGCACGCAACUCCCCCCUCCAGCAUUUUGAUGAACAGCCUGCCUUCCAGUGGCUCCAGUACCCCGUCUCAAUCCGAGUUCAGUGGUCUCGACUCUGGAAGCAGUAGCGCCAGCGCCAGCGGCACAGUUACCCCUGUCGAUAGCAUGGCUGCCCAGAACGCUCAGCAGGCUCUCAAGAUCGUCAGCAAUGCGCUCGAGAAAUGGAAGCGAAGCUGGGAAUCCGAUGUGGAGAGGCAAUACGGUCCGCACGCACCCCCGCGCCAGGGUUAUUGCAGGGAUGGCAUCCACUACUAUUGGCUCGCCAACACGAUCUUACGUCGCCGCAGCAACGACUGGCUCAAGAUGCAGGCGGACCAGCGCUUCCAGCAUACAAUCUACGUCCUCAAGCAGAUCAAGAACUGGGUCUACUCGGAACAGUACAAGAUUGGCCAAGAACCAGGCGCGGUGAGCGACAUGGACAACAAUUACGGUCUGGAAGAUCUACUGUCGGACAUGAAACUCCUGUUUGCACCUGUCGACAAGCAACGCACGACCUCCCCUCAGAGAAUUAUUACGAAUGGAACGGCGCCCAACCGUGCAAGCUUCUAA
Messenger RNA from Diplodia corticola, 3231 nucleotides. Its product is annotated as c2h2 transcription factor. NCBI's taxonomy places the organism in Eukaryota, Fungi, Ascomycota, Dothideomycetes, Botryosphaeriales, Botryosphaeriaceae. The record is from RefSeq and is a predicted model, not a curated record. Bases 1 to 3231 code for a protein of 1076 amino acids. Gene Ontology annotation, biological process: DNA-templated transcription; regulation of transcription by RNA polymerase II. Gene Ontology annotation, molecular function: DNA-binding transcription factor activity, RNA polymerase II-specific; RNA polymerase II cis-regulatory region sequence-specific DNA binding; zinc ion binding. Gene Ontology annotation, cellular component: chromatin. The transcript is spliced from 2 exons.